AUGUCUCUCCCACGUUCGUUGAUGUCCCUCGCAGACCUCGAACCGCGACAAAUCAACCGGAUAAUUGCGGUUGCUCGCAGGUUAAAGAACAUUUCCAGAGGCGUUCUUCCACCGCGAAGGCUAGACUCGAGGGAACUGGCAUGGGGAGGUUCUGAAGAGCUGCAAAAUGCGGGACAGCUCCAUGCACCUCCACAGUCGUUGCGGAACAUGAGCAUCGCAUUACUAUUUUCCAAACGCAGUACGCGCACGCGCGUUUCGGCAGAGACUGCUAUUGGAUUACUUGGUGGACAGGCAAUCUUCCUGGGUAAAGAUGAUAUUCAGAUGGGUGUUAAUGAAAGUGUACGGGAUACUGCCAGGGUAUUGAGUGGGAUGUGCCAGGGUAUAUUUGCACGCGUCGGCGACCAUAGUGAGAUCGAGGAACUCGCAAGAUAUGCUAAAGUACCUGUAAUUAAUGCUCUUUCGGCUUAUUGGCACCCUUUACAAGUACUUGCCGACCUUCAAACUCUUUACGAAGAGAGGUCGCUUCAAGAGGAAGCAGCUCCUGUGCCCCAGCCACUCGCACCCGAAGGUCCAGAACAAGGUACUACAACGGAAAUAACAACUGAACCUCCGUCUGAACUUGUCGAUGCCAAUAUUAAAAUUGCUGCCACCACUGGUCGUACCAAAAGAAAGAUGCGAAAUAUAACAGUUGCUUAUGUCGGCGAUAGUGCGAACGUACUGCAUGAUAUGCUCGUCACCUAUCCGCGUCUCGGACAUAAACUCCAAGUUGCAUCUCCGUCGAAUCCGCGAUAUCGGGCACCGACUCCGGUUUGGGAUAAAGUAGUCGAACUUGGAUGCGAUAAUUCAAUUACGUGGACAGCAGACCCACGCGAAGCAGUUCAGGGUGCAGACGUCGUUUUUACUGAUACCUGGAUUAGUAUGGGCCAGGAAGCGGAAUACGAGCAACGGGUGAAGGACUUCCAGGGCUACCAAGUCACGGAAAAACUUUGUGAAGGAGCAAGACCGGAUUGGAAAUUCAUGCAUUGUUUGCCUCGGAAGAGUCACGAGGUCGACGACGAGGUAUUCUACGGUCCACGCUCACUUGUCUUCCGCGAGGCGGACAACCGUAAAUGGACGACAAUGGCUCUUUUCCACAUGAUGAUCGGAGGCGGCUCUUACGAAUCAUUCAGACAUAAAGGACCCCGAUUAGAAACACUGAAGCUCCUCGUCAAGAAAAGUUCUUACAGCAAGGACAGGGGCCAAAAGCAACCUUCGGACUUCUUGGACCGCAUAAAACAAAGCAAGGAAGGACAAUCACCGAAGGAGGGAGAUGUAGAGAAGUCAGAGACACUACCCACACAGUCGGUGAAGGACGCGGCCGAUGCUUCUACACUGUGA
This is a messenger RNA of Fomitiporia mediterranea MF3/22, 1377 nucleotides long. Its product is annotated as ornithine carbamoyltransferase. The record is from RefSeq and is a predicted model, not a curated record. The transcript is spliced from 4 exons. The coding region runs from base 1 to 1377 and encodes 458 amino acids. Gene Ontology annotation, cellular component: mitochondrion. NCBI's taxonomy places the organism in Eukaryota, Fungi, Basidiomycota, Agaricomycetes, Hymenochaetales, Hymenochaetaceae. Gene Ontology annotation, biological process: L-citrulline biosynthetic process. Gene Ontology annotation, molecular function: amino acid binding; ornithine carbamoyltransferase activity.